Cariama cristata (Red-legged seriema) is the source of this 2800-nucleotide messenger RNA. It is a transcript of the gene HOOK1, whose product is annotated as hook microtubule-tethering protein 1. Gene Ontology annotation, biological process: cytoskeleton-dependent intracellular transport; cytoplasmic microtubule organization. The transcript is spliced from 21 exons. The record is from RefSeq and is a predicted model, not a curated record. Lineage: Eukaryota; Metazoa; Chordata; Aves; Cariamiformes; Cariamidae. The coding region runs from base 61 to 2103 and encodes 680 amino acids. Gene Ontology annotation, molecular function: dynein light intermediate chain binding; microtubule binding. Gene Ontology annotation, cellular component: cytoplasm; centrosome.
CAGACGUUCAAUACUGCUGCGCCUUGCAGAGAUGUUCAGGACUUGACUAAUGGGGUUGCCAUGGCGCAGGUACUUCACCAAAUAGAUGUUGCUUGGUUUGAUGCAUCUUGGCUAAAUCGCAUUAAAGAUGAUGUUGGUGACAACUGGAGAAUAAAGGCCAGUAAUCUGAAGAAGAUACUUCAAGGAAUUAUGGACUACUAUCAUGAGUUCUUGGGUCAGCAGAUUUCAGAAGAGCUUAUUCCGGACUUAAACCGGAUAUCUGAGAAUUCGGAUCCCACUGAACUGGGCAGGCUUCUGCAGCUUAUUUUAGGUUGUGCGGUCAACUGUGAAAGAAAACAAGAACACAUACAAAAUAUCAUGACCCUUGAAGAAUCUGUUCAACAUGUUGUCAUGACUGCCAUUCAAGAGCUCAUGAGCAAGGAAAUAAUGGGUCCUUCCACAGGUGAUGCAUCAAGUGAAACGGAACAGCAGCUUAAAAAGGCUUUGGAAGAUCUUCAGGAAGCAUUAGCAGAAAAAGAAGAGUUGGCACAAAGAUGUCAAGAGCUAGAUUUACAGGUGGCUGCCCUCCAGGAUGAAAAAAACAGCUUGAUGUCAGAAAAUGAGAUUAUGAAUGACAGGCUAGAGCAAUUGGACGACUCUCUUGAUGAUCCGAAUACUGUGGUUGCAAAAAAGUAUUUUCAUGCACAGUUGCAGCUGGAACAACUGCAAGAAGAAAACUUCAGGCUUGAAGCUGCAAAAGAUGAUUAUCGUGUCCAUUGUGAAGACCUAGAAAAACAAUUGAUUGAACUGCAACAUAGAAACAAUGAACUAACCUCUUUGGCAGAAGAAUCUAGAGCCUUGAAAGAUGAAAAUGACAUUCUUAGGACUACUGCAGACAAGGCAAGUAAGCUGGAAUCAACUGUUGAAGUGUAUCGUAAAAAACUGCAGGAUCUGAAUGACUUCCGCAGACAAGUCAAAUCUCUGCAGGAAACCAACAUGAUGUAUAUGCACAACACAGUCAGUCUGGAGGAUGAACUGAAGAAAGCCAAUGCAGCACGUGCCCAGCUAGAAACCUACAAAAGACAAGUCCAGGAGCUUCAUAACAAACUGUCUGAAGAAUCAAAAAGAGCUGACAAGCUAGCAUUUGAAAUGAAGCGACUUGAAGAAAAACAUGAAGCUUUAAUCAAAGAAAAAGAGAGACUGAUAGUGCAGUGUGAUGCAUUAAAAGAGACAAAUGAAGAGCUCCGGUAUUCACAGAUGCAACAGGAUCACCUGAGUCAAACAGGUGCAUCUCGUGUUAAAAGCCAUGAGAAUCUUGCUGCUGAAAUUCUGCCGGUGGAAUACAGGGAAAUGUUUAUUCGCCUGCAGCAUGAAAAUAAGAUGCUUCUGUUAAAACAGGAAGGAUCAGAAAAUGAACGUAUUACAGAGCUCCAGGAACAGCUAGAGCAAAAGCAUCGGACAGUGAAUGAACUAGAAACUGAGAAAAGGCUAAAUGAAGAGCGUAUUGGGGAGUUACAGCAGCAGAUUGAAGAUCUGCAAAAGACUUUACAGGAGCAGGGAUCCAAGACUGAAGGAUCUAGCAACCUGAAGCAGAAAUUGGCUGCACAUAUGGAAAAGUUGAAUGAAGUUCAUGAUGAGCUACAGAAGAAGGAAGCUGAUCUUGCAGAACUCCAGCCUGAUGUUAGUCAGAACCCCCAGAAGAUUGGAGAGCUGGAAGCAGCUUUGCGAAAAAAAGAUGAGGAUAUGAAAGCAAUGGAAGAAAGAUACAAAAUGUACCUUGAGAAAGCAAGAAACGUGAUAAAAACCUUAGACCCCAAGCUAAAUCCAGCAUCAGCAGAAAUUAUGUUGCUCAGAAAACAGCUAAUGGAGAAAGACAAAAAAAUUGAAGCACUAGAGGCUGAAUACAAACUUGCAAAGUUACGUGAUUAUGAGGAAAAGCUAAUUGUAACUGCAUGGUAUAACAAGAGCCUAACUCUUCAGAAGCUAGGUAUGGAAGCAAGACUGGUUGGAAGUAGUGGUGCCUGCAGAGAUGGUCCCGGACGCUCAUUCCUAGCUCAGCAACGUCAUGUCACCAAUACCAGAAGGAAUCUCACUGUUAAAGUACCGGGUGCAACAUCUGAUUAAGGAUCAUGAGGAAAAAUUAUAUGCUAAAGUGUCCUUAAAUGUUUUAUAGCUUCCGCUUUAACUACUUGAUGAAAGAGGAGGUUAGAAUGGUGGGCAGCUGCGAAUUCAACAUCAGAACCUAUCAAGAGGUGAUUAAGUUGAUCAGGGGAGUAUCUAGAAGGUAGCACGUAGUUUUCCAAGUAGAAGUAGAUUCAGUAACUGCAGUAUGUAUUUACAAGCACAACUUAACAGAUUUAUAUUUGCCUCAAGAAUAUAUUGUAAAUAUAAAAUUUGGCACUAUAUAUUUAAAACUUUAUUUAAUAGGUUUGGGCUAGGAAGUUGAAUUUUGUAAUGGGAAUAUGUUAUGUAAAAAUGUACUUCAGGAAACUGGCAAUAUUGGGAAUUUUUGCUGGGCUCUUCUAAAGAUAAAAGAUUAGUAUCACGUUUUAAAAAAUAUUUUUUUUAGAAUACGAAGUACAAUUUUAAAAGUGGGAAAAUAACUUGCAUUUAUAGAAAAAGAAAAAAAAGAUGUAGUACCAGUUGACUUCUUACAUAACAGAAGAUGGGAUUUGUUUUGUCAUCUGAAGAGUGAAGCAGAAUUACUCUGUUUAUUUAAAAAAGAAAAGCAUACGUUUGUGUGUAUAUACAUUAAGGAAAACUUGUUUUUAAGAUGUUGGAUUCACUAAAGCCAAAUAAGCUGUCUUUUCCUGUGUAAGAA